Penicilliopsis zonata CBS 506.65 is the source of this 2016-nucleotide messenger RNA. RefSeq lists its product as hypothetical. Bases 1 to 2016 code for a protein of 671 amino acids. Gene Ontology annotation, biological process: protein dephosphorylation; 7-methylguanosine mRNA capping. Gene Ontology annotation, molecular function: protein tyrosine/serine/threonine phosphatase activity; mRNA guanylyltransferase activity. The record is from RefSeq and is a predicted model, not a curated record. The transcript has 2 exons. Lineage: Eukaryota; Fungi; Ascomycota; Eurotiomycetes; Eurotiales; Aspergillaceae.
AUGGCUGGCUGUGGUAUCUUCUCGCUGCUGCGCCGCCGCAAGCGCUCCUCGUCUGUAUCUUCGUCGAAGAAGGCCAUUCGUCGUUUCUCCCCUAGUCACUACUCUAACCAUACGGCCGGAACCGCUGUCUCAUCCGAGGAGGAAGAAUAUGACAGCAAUGGUUCCCUACACAAUGGAACAGAGGCCGCAGUGACUGAGAAGGACACUCGGCCUCAGCACCAGGAACGUUCUACAGAUGCACUGUCCACCGACCCCGGAUUGCUCAAGAAACAUUCGACAUAUCUCUCCUACACUACAUCCAUCGCCACCUAUCCAUCAAUCAGAACAUUCUACUGCCCACAUCCGCAAAUGGCCAAGCUUCCCUCGGUCCCGUUGCCAAUCCCGCUCCUGGUCUUUGUUCAUGGCUUGGGAGGCUCGCUGGCCCAAUUCCAUCACCUCCUGACCAGCUUGUCGAAUAUUGGCCCUUGCUUCGGUAUCGACCUGCCAGGCUGCGGUCUUUCACGCUUUGCCCCAGAUACCUGGGACGCGUAUACCGUGGAUGCGUUGGCCGAGCUGCUGGCCACUGCCAUCGACCAGCAUCGCGACAAGGCAGCGGGUCAGGGCGUGGUCCUGGUGGCUCACAGUAUGGGCUGCUCACUCUCUGCUCUGCUGGCGUCCUCUGCCUCCAAGAUUGGCUUGGAUCUCCAAGAGCAUAUUCUGGGCCUGGUGGCCGUGUGUCCCAAGGCAGCGCCUCCAAGUCCCAAACAGACCACCACCUUCCGUCGCCUACUUCACAUCCCAGAACCUAUCUUUGACCUCUGGCGCGCCUGGGACCGUCGCGGUGGCUCGCGCAGCGCCAGUGUAGCCCGCUUGGUCGGCAUGGAUGCCGAUCCCGACACCAGAGAGCUCCAGGUCCGCUAUAACAAACAAAGCAAGACUCCUGUGUGGAGGCGGAUGGCAUGGGGGACUCUCCCCCGCUACGAGAACGGGAACCCCAUCGGCGGCCUGCCCGGCGGCGACGUUUGGGCUGGCAUCCAAACUCCUGUCUUACUAGUCGCUGGCGAAGCCGACUCGGUCACCAAACCGGUGGAAGUACAGGAAAUUCUCCGGUUCUUCGGCCAUCUCCCAGCCAACAGACUGACAGAGCAGAGCAACACUGUUCCCGACGCAUCCAAGGUUCAUGACCGACAGACCCAGGUGUCAUACGAUCGCCUCGCUCACGAGGAAGAAUACGGGGUCGAGGCCUCUCAAAAUGUGCAACCGAUUUUGGAGAAGGAAGCGGGCGGGCGGCUGUCGCAGCGGCGCCGUGUCGUUAAGACGGCAAUUCUUCCCGCGCCCGCCUCGCACGCUCUGCUUUAUGACCGUGCUACCUACCGGACUUUGGCCGGGAUCAUCCAGGAUUUCAUCCACCAGCAUGUGGACGAGCGGCUCAACCUCGGCUGGCAGCUGCAGUACCUGAACACGUCCGGCAAAUGGGACGUGAAAAACUUGGCCAAGUGGAAGAAGGUCACACCUGUGUCACAGCCCAUGGCGGACACCUUUGUCGCCCUCAAGAUGCUGCGCGAGGUCGACGAGGAGCACAACCCCGUCCUCUUCUCGCAGCAGUACAAGGACAAGAUCCACGCGGUCAUCGACAUCAGCCACGAGAAUCCCGUGUACAACCCGGCGCAGCUGGAGAAGGGCGGGAUCCACUACCACAAGCAUCCGACGGUCUCCAAGAUCCCUCCCACGCCGGACGAGACCCGUGAUUUCAUCGCCCUGGUCGACCAGCUGCAGAACGAAAUCACCGCCAAGAUGGAGAAGAGCAACGCCGACCCCUCCCGCCCGCGCCCUCUGGUCGGGGUCCAUUGUCACUACGGCUUCAACCGCACGGGGUUCCUCAUCGUCUGCUACCUGAUCGAGCGGAGAGGGUACAGCGUGCAAGAUGCGAUCGAUGAAUUCGAGCGCCAGCGCCCGCCUGGCAUCCGCCACGGCCACUUCAUCGACACCUUGUUUGUGCGUUAUUGCGUCGGCCUGAAGAAGGCUCCUACCCUGUAG